AUGUUGGAUGAUGUGGUCCGUCCAGGACGGGGCGGGGGGGCGGUCCGCGGCGUCGAGGGCCAAAUCCCCCCCGUCCUCCGCCGCGUUCCCCGCCACCCCGAGCGAGGAAAAGCUCGGGGAGGUCAGGGCCGAAGGCGGGCUGGCGUAGGCGUGCGCCCGGCCAUCCCCGAGGUGCUCAAGGGCGAGCACCACGUCGGCCAGCAGCCGGGGCGCCAUGGCGCGGGUGUGGUCCACCCCGUGCCGGGCCAAAUACUCCGCCAGGCUGCCGUUCUCCGCGAGGUCCAUGACCAAAAACACACAAUCCCCGUCCUCGGCGACGCCGAAGACGGUCAAAAGGCAGGGGUGCGCGAGCUGGCCGCCGAGCAGGAGCUCGUUCCGCAGGGCCUGCAGGACCGGCGUCCGGCACAACUCCGCCUUAAAAACGCGCUUGACGGCCACGACGCGAAAAGGCGCGGCGGCGGGAGGGGGGGCCGGGGGGAAGGACCGCGAGAGCGGGUCCUCCGGCGUGCUCCCCAGCCGCCCCGACGCCGUCGAGAGCGUCUUGCCGUACACCAACGACGGGCCCGGGUGCGAAAAGGACGGGAUGUCCAUCGCGAGCGUCGACGUCCGGCUCGCGGCGGCAGUGAGGCUGAGCAGAUCGCUCGGGUCGCCCGGGUCGUAGGCCUUCGACAGCGACGACGACCCGAGGCGGCCGCGGGGGGGAGCGACACCACCGGACAAACGCCGCCGCCGGGAAAAUCGGGCGGGAACGGGGGGGCCCCGACCGACGCCGGCCGCGAGGCCGCCUGGUCAAGCAGCAGCUCGGCCCGCUCGGCGGCGGGGUCGACAAAGUGGUGCAGCUGA
Molecule: messenger RNA, 843 nt
Organism: Phytomonas sp. Hart1
Lineage: Eukaryota; Euglenozoa; Kinetoplastea; Trypanosomatida; Trypanosomatidae
Source: the annotation of a GenBank genome assembly